UGGAAAACAAAAAUAUAUAAAUACAAGAAAAUAUUCAGUGUGAACACGUGGGAUCAGACAUUGACCUCAUUAGACACAAAGUCAGAGGAGGAUUUAUAAGCCACUCAUUUCCAAUCAUUUAAAGCUCAACAGGGCUUCAUCAUCACAAGCAGGACCGUAGAUGACUUAGAACCGACACACCCAAGAGGACAACAUCAUCUGCUGCACUGAGGACAGAAAAGGUUUCACAGGUUUUACGAUGAAUUUAUUCAACUCUGCUCUCGGGAAAAACAUCACUUUUGUGCGUCCUGCUUAUUUCAUAAUAAGCGGUUUCUCUGGCAUACCUAAUUUCAAGUAUUACUAUGUCUUCCUCUGUUUUGUUUAUAUUGUUUCAGUGCUUGGGAAUACAGUUGUGAUGGCAGUAAUAUACUUGGAUCGUAAUCUAAGAACUCCUAAAUAUAUUGCAGUUUUUAAUUUAGCAUUUGUGGACUUGUUGGGUAGCUCUGCUCUCGUGCCGAAGCUUCUUGACAUCUUUCUGUUUAACCAUCGCUACAUCUCCUACAAUGACUGCUUGACGUAUCUUUUUUUCUGUUUCACAUGUCUUUCCGUGCAGGUUUUUAAUCUGGUUGCGCUCUCCUAUGACAGAUUAAUUGCCAUUAUGUACCCACUGCACUAUCAUAGGAAGGUCACACACAGGUUCAUGCUGUCUUUGAUUGUCUUUUUCUGGGUCUUUGCAAUUAUUGCUGAUCUUGUUGCUGUUGGUCUUCUUACCAGACUUUCCUUCUGCAGGUCUGUCGUUAUUAACAGUUAUUUCUGUGAUCAUGGCCAGAUGUUCAGGUUGGCCUGCAAUGACUUCACACCCAGCCAUGUCCUUGCUCUGUUCCUAAUAGUUCUAGUUGUUUGGUUUCCACUCUCAUUUAUCGUGUUAAGUUAUGUAUGUAUUGGUUAUGCUUUGUCUAAAGUGGCCACAGCUCAGGAAAGAUACAAGGCCUUUAAAACCUGCACAGCUCAUCUCUCACUAGUGGCAAUCCAUUUCAUCCCCACAUUAAUCAUAUACACCCAGUUGGAAAGAAUUCCUCCAAAUGCCAGGAUCAUAAACUUUUCUCUGGCCUCCAUUUUUCCUCCAAUGCUAAACCCAAUCAUUUAUGUUCUGCAGACACAAGAAAUCAAAGCAUCAGUGAAAAAAAUACUAAAAGUCAGAAAGGAAUCCAAAAUGAAAGUGAAGAAAGUAAUCAUAAAAUGAUAACUUUUGUUCAUAUUUUGGGCUUUGUGUUGAGAAUUUUGGUUUUGUACAUUAAAAUAAUAUAACACUUGACUUUUCUGAACCACUGUUAUUCUUUUAUUACAACCUUCCCUCACAUGAAACCUCCCCAACCGUUCAAAGACGUACCAACUUUUAUCAAAGAACUUUGUUGUGAAGCACCUACAGAAUUUGCAAAUACUUUGGACCUGAAUACCUACAUAUUAUUAGGUAGUAUUUCUAAGAUGAGGGAUACAAAUUUUAACAAAUGUUUUGAUAUAUUUACGCAGUGUGGCAACCCAGGGGGAGGGAGGCCAGCUCCCUGCAUAAAAUAAGCGGCUCGGAGGCAGGAAGUGCAAAACAAAAAGGGUCCUUUUAAUAUUAUGGUCAAAAUAAAGGCUCUUUACGCCAAACUGAAGUAGAAGUAGCUCUCCAGCGCUGGGCUAGUGACUCCAGUUUAUUCCAUCCCUCCUACGUCCUGUGAGGGGUAGAGAAGAGACGAGGAGUGAGUCCUGUGGUUACUUCAUCUCUGCUACUGGGUCUCCUCUGUGUGUCCUUGAGUCGGCCUCGCUCCCUACAUGUAUCCUCCACCUCUAAUUACCUGAUGGCUCGCAGGUGUGACCAAUGCCACGUUCCCAGUGGCUGCAGCACCUGCACAGGAUAAUAUAUCCCCUUUAUUACCUCCCCCAAUCGGAGCUUGGAGAUCCGUCUCCUGUGCUUGGUUCCUCCACCUGGUUCACCACAGCAGAAAGAGGUUGUCAGCAAGGUAUGAAGACCAAAAAUGACUACUAUAACCGAUUGUAAGUCUCUUAUUAUGUCAAUGCACUAUGGCUUGAUGCACAUUAUUAUUUUUGCCUGGACGGCUGUUAUGAAGCAACCAGAUUGUUAUCAAAAAGGUUUUUGCGUUUUUCAUGGCUUUUUCUGUUAUAUUUCUAAAAGAUAAAUUGGAGUAGAAGGAACAUUUCCAUUUAAAUAAACAUAUCAGGAGUGUUGGUGUCGUCUGUUCUUUAUGUGUACUGUUGCUGCCUUUUGGCUGACUUCUCCCGACUAGAUCAGUUAAAGGCAAGUUACACACAGACGACACACAAGUGAAGGUUUUGAAUUAUCAACUAGAAUCAUCAGUGGAAUAUUAACGCUGCAUCUCCAAAAAGACAGAGUAAAUGUGUCAUAAUGCACAAUUUAAUAUUGGAUCAUCACCCUCUUGUCACAGCGUAGCAUCACAUUGUUAAAACCAGAUGAGAGAUGACUUUAUUUUACUUAUUUUCUGUAACUACUGUAGUAUUAAAGCAUGAAACAAAUAACAUGCUAACUAGCAGACUGCUGUAUAGUAAAAAGGCCUCUCUUGGAGCAUCAGUAACACUUUAGUGCUGAGAGUGGUAAUGCAGUAAGGGAGACGACAUGAGCCUUUCAAAUUUUGAACUUUAUUUUUACAUUUUGUUGUUAAUCAGAGCAGGUUAGUGGAGAAGCAAGUUCAAUGUUUGUGUAAAUGUAGUGCGAUAAGUUUUUAAGACUGAAAAGGAGUUGGUCUGAUCCCAAGUCUGAACACGUAGGAUCAGACAUUGAUAAAUUGCCAUCAUGCCCCCUCUGCACUAUCAUAUGAAGGUGACCAACAGGUUCAUGCUGUGUUUGAUUGCCUCUUUCUGGGUUUUUGUAAUUGUUCUUCAUCUC
Messenger RNA from Gasterosteus aculeatus aculeatus (three-spined stickleback), 2887 nucleotides. Its product is annotated as olfactory receptor 1E16-like. Gene Ontology annotation, cellular component: membrane. Gene Ontology annotation, biological process: detection of chemical stimulus involved in sensory perception of smell; G protein-coupled receptor signaling pathway. The record is from RefSeq and is a predicted model, not a curated record. NCBI's taxonomy places the organism in Eukaryota, Metazoa, Chordata, Actinopteri, Perciformes, Gasterosteidae. Gene Ontology annotation, molecular function: odorant binding; G protein-coupled receptor activity; olfactory receptor activity.